This is a messenger RNA of Diorhabda carinulata, 8518 nucleotides long. Its product is annotated as transmembrane protein 272-like. Bases 196 to 909 code for a protein of 237 amino acids. The record is from RefSeq and is a predicted model, not a curated record. The transcript has 5 exons. Lineage: Eukaryota; Metazoa; Arthropoda; Insecta; Coleoptera; Chrysomelidae.
GUAGUUUCCAAAAAUCCCUGCAGAUAGAUGUUCAAAUUAAUUUAUUUAUGAAGCUAUAUAUUGACAAUUGACGUAUUGCCAAAAUAUUGAUGAUGGAUAAUUUUGAUUUUUGGUUUUGGUUUAUAAGCAAGACGUUUUAAAAACUGAAAAUGAUAGAAACAUUAUAAUUAAUAUAAUACGUUUCAAUGUGAUUAAAUGCCAAGAACAUCACAACAUUUACUCCAAUCUGAGAGACUACCAACUUCAUUAGAUAUGUCUGGAGCUUUUACAGAACAUGGUGCUCCUCCUUCAUAUGAAGAAGCAAUUAAUCCUAAUGCCCCACCUCCCUCAUAUGAUUCUUUAUUUGGAAGAGUACGAGAAGCACAGAAAACAAGUAAAGGAGUCCUAGAAUUUCUGAAAAAUGUAAUUAUAAUUGUAUUAGGCACAUUGGGAUGUACUAUAAUAUUAGGUGUUACAAUUGUUAUUCCAAUAUGUAUGAUAGUAAUGGGUUCUAUGUAUUUAUAUGACUGUCCACAGGGAGAAUACAUUCCAGUUUAUUUAUUAGUAGGAGGUAUAUUUGGUGUAGUAAAACAACUUUUACAUUUAUCUGCAAGAGUUAGACAAACAGAAGAAGAAAGACAAGAAGAGAAUUUAAGACAAUCCCCUACUCAAACUUUAUUAAAUUGUUUUAUGCUAGGAUGGUUCAUUAUUGGAUCUGUAUGGGUGUAUAAAGAAUAUGAGCCCAACUACGAUCCUUCUCUAGGAAAAUAUUGUAACAAGAAUUUAUACUUGUUUUCAUUUUGGUUGAUAACAUCUGUUUAUAUAUUAUUGGGAGCGCUAACUGUUUGUCUAUGUUCGAUUAGUUUAGCCACUAUUAUAUUUCAUACGGAUCAAAGAGAUGAUAAUGAAGUUAACGGCCGUCUAUGGUAAAUUGAAAGUAAUAGGUGAUAUUAAAAUUGAGGCAGUUAUGUUGUGGAAAACAUUUCUAGAGAUCAUUAAAAUUGUUUGCGGGUAGGAUAUUUUUUUUUGGUUUACAUGACAAAUAUACAAAUGGUUUUGUCUUAAACCAUUUCUAUACAGUUUUUAAAUGACAUUAUAUCAGUAUCAAAUAUACAAAUGGUUUUGUCUUAAAUCAUUUCUAUACAGUUUUUAAAUGACAGUAUAUCAGAAUAUAUUCUUCAACUAGUAUGGAAAAUAGGAUUCAGUGGUAUACUGACGACCAACACAAAAUACUUGACAUUUAUUUCUAUGAAAUAGCACUAGUUCAUAGGGAAAAAUGUCGUCUAGGUGGCAGGAAAUGUUUGUGUAUAAGUGUUGAAAAGCUUGCUUUUCACGUGGAGUAUAACAGAAUGACUUAUGACCAAUCAAUAAACUGAAACAUUUUACAAAAAAACCAAUUUAUUACAUAUUAUAUGAUUACCAAUAUAAUCAAUUCUACCUUUAUCGAAGGUUAAACGUUCCGUUGAAUACCAGUGGUCUACAAUCGUAGAUAUUUCUUAAUAAUUCAAUUUCAAUACCCUUAGAGGUUAGUUUUUUUGUAAAACGUUGUUGCUCUUGAUCUUGAAGCUGAGAUAUUAAGAGUUUUCGGUAUUUUGAUAAAAAUGCUUGGGCAACACAAGCAAUACAAGUUUUGCCUUGGUGGUGAAAAGAUUUACUUUAUUAGCAACAAUAAUGUAUAUAAAUGAUUUUAAGAUAAAGGUCGUAAAAAAUAUAUUCAUUAUAAUGCUCUAUCGAUUAACAAAUAUUUUACUAUAUAUGUUCACUGUUUUAUCACUUGAUAAUACAUGACUAUACCCGUUCAAAGAAUGUUUUAAGACAAUUAGCUUCGAUAAUUUUAUUUUGGGAAAGGGACUAUGCAGAUGUAGUGAUAAUAUUAUGUUGAAAAACCAAAAACCAAGAAUCUAACAUGUAAUUCGAUAGUAACAAUAAAACUCAAGACUAGAAAAUCUGAUACCAGAUAAUUUUAAUGUUAUUGUUUAUUCAGAAAUUUUGAUAAUUUAGGAUAAGUAUACCAAAAUAACAUAUUUACAGAAGGGUGAUUCAUUUUCGAAAAAAAUAUUAUUCUACACAGAAAAAAAUUCUAAUUUUGAGCUCUUGAUAUCAAUUUUAAGUACUUUUACCAUUUAAAGUGCUUGUAAAAAAUUUUUUGUUUUCAAAUUCCUAAUACUUAUUCACUUUUUACAAUAAUGCAAAUCAGUUUGAUGGAAUUUUAUGCCGUUCGAAAUCGAAAAUAGAGAUUUUUCUUUUCUAUAUGAAGAUUAAUUUUUUGCUUGAGCUUUUUUUUCGAAAAUGAAUCACGCUAAUACAGCUUUAUUGAUGAAUUUGUCGCUUUGGAUUUAUGAAUGCAAAAUAUUAUCUUAUUAUUGGUAAUAACUACAAUGACAUGGUAGUUCGUAUUUACACUGAAAACUCACUCGCUGUUCACACUUAGAGUUCACAACGCCAAGUACCCGAGCACUGAAAUUUUUUUUCCACUAAUAUGAAAAUGCAAUGGGCGUUGUAGGCAAAAGUUAUGUCAAGAACGCACAUUUUGGACACUGUAGGUUUAAGCAUCUAAAUCGUUUUGAUUUUGGGUCUCUUGUAUUUAAAAAUUUGACGUUUAUACUGUUCGUUUCAAAUUUUUAUCUGUCACAUAUAUAACAGGUCUAAGAAACAAGAAAUUAAAGAAAAAUAGUGUGAUUUAUUGAACACAUAUAGUUUAAUAAUAAUUAUUCCUCAUGGGAAGGAGUCAAAUUCUAUUGAAUACGGAUUUCCGUGAGUAUAAAGUAUUUUUGACAAAACUGCUUGUGAAAAAUAACUCAUCACUCAACACUCGUCGCUAAUGUUUCAAUUGCCUCAUAAUAGGUUUGUUCCCUGUAGCUGCACGGGCAGAACUAGUUCAAGAAGUGUACACUAAAGCGUUCUUAGUAGCAGUGCAACAGGACUGCUUGCAUUGGGUCUAGAGUCAGUUCAGCCAGUGCAGUGCAAUGUAAAAUAUCAAAAAGUAAUAAGUCGUUUUCCAUUAUUGUUAAUACUACAAGGCCUCAAUCACAUCAAAUAACCUCAAGUACAACAAUCAACAAAUGCUCCAUUGCGCUUUGCACUGGUCCAGUUCCAGUGCAGCUACCAAGAACAAACCUAAUGAAACCAACUCUGACAUUAUCAGGACAUUUCAAGUUAAUGAUGUCAAAAUCAGCUGAUUUCAUCUUUGUAUAAUAAACAAAAGACUUUCUAAUAUGGCUAAUGAACCAUUUUGUGAAGUUAUUUCUGUAUUAUUGAAAUUAAUUUUACAAAAAUGGCAUUUUGCUGAGUUGUAAAUUCUAGUAAUAAUUUCAAACAAAAAAUCACCUUCAGCUUUAAAUAUAGCCCAAAAAAGCUUGACCUAACAAAAAUAAUUAUGUGCGAGAAAGAGAAAUUGUUUACAAAAAAACAUUUGACUUAGUCCGUAACUUUUCGACUUGCACAGUUACUGACAAGUCCUGCCUUAAAAGACUUGGAAGAAUUUUAUAUGCCCUCAGUAAACACUAAAUGUCGAAAUUUUCAAUUUCCUAGUAGGGCUAAUUUUUGCUUCUUAUCGCAACUUCCAACCUUCCAAAACUAUGCUUUACGCACAAAAACAACUUUACAAAUUUGAAACACAAAGAAACGCCUCAACAGUUCUCCCUAAGCAGAUUUCUACGGUUAUAACUAGGCGUCAAUGCUCAAGAACAUUUUGAGGUUAUGUUCUGAAAUAACCUAAACGUGCCAUUUCAUGUUGAUGUUCGACGCGUUAGAUGAGGUCACGUGGUAUACUUUCUACUGGUACACCAUCUUAAAUUAAUGAAGCGUCAAGCUUCAAAAUAUAGAGAAAAUAUGCCACCUCUGUCAAUAGAUAAUUUAUUCAAUAAUUGCUAAAUUUAAUUUUUUUCUAAUUUAGCACUUAUUGGAUAAAUUAUCUUUUGAUUUCUGGGUUUUGUCCAUAAAGUGCUUAAUAAAUUUUGAAGAAACGUCGAGCGAACGCUUCUAAUGACCGCGGGCUUUAAGUGGAACGACAUAGAGGGUGUUACAAUCGUUGUGAGCGUUAAGUGAAAUAUUAGAUACUUUCUAUUUACAUUCAAAUGAACUGAGACACUCAGUCACUGCUCAGUGAAUAAAACGAAGGCGUAAUGUGAAUGCUAUUAACAAAAAAAAAUGACAUAACAACAAUAAGAUUAUUUCCAUCAAUGGCCACUUGCACCAUAAAGUUAACAAUGCCUCAAAUUUUAACACUGAUAUAUGCUGUUUUCCGAAUGGCACCGUGUGUUAAACCCAGUGAAAAUUUUGAGUUAGGAAUACUUUUUUGUUAAGAAUUUUGUACUCUACAUUUUUUUUUUUCGUAUUCCUCAUAGUUUUCGAGUUAUUCGCGUUUUUGAGUUACAAGUUCCAAGCAGAAUCUAGAAAAUCAAAACCGCUCAAUUUGAUUUAAGGUUUUAGCUCAAAAUCACCUAAUUUACCUGUACUUUAACCCAUCCAAUGCAAUAGUGACAACAGGUGAUACCUUUAACACUGCAGCUAAUGGCAAUUUAACGAUAUCCUUCGGCCAAAAAAAAAUUGAGUUAUGACGGCACAGAUGAGAAUAAUCUGAGUUUCAAUGUAAAUGCGAAGUAGCUAUUUUGUAUUGCAUAAUACGCGUGAGAUUUCACACAAAAAAUACAAAUUAAGCUUCACUAUAUUACUGCUCGUUUUUCAAAUACCCAUAUACAAAAUAAUAUUAGGAUGAUAUUAGUAAUAUAUUUUUUCUAUUUAAUAUAAGUAAAUUAGGUGUAAUGCAUUUUGUAAUAUUACGAGGGCCGUUUUUUUUCAACCUCCGAUCGCUCCGUGCAGAUGACAUUCAGGCGUCAGUCGGCGUUGCGCUACAGCCACGUAAACAUGUCCGCCAUUAUUUUUCUACAGACUGAAGGCCAUAGUGCUGCAGUAAUACCUCGGAGAAUGAGUCGUGUGUAUGAGGAAAACUUCAUGAGUGAUGGUGUUGUGCGUGAAUGGUGUCGAAAGUUUAAAGAUGGUCGUAAUGUGCAUGGUGAAGGAGGGCCAAGGACGCAAAUUUGUCGUUUCAGAUAAACUGGUUCAACGAGUUGACAAAAUGGUUAAAGAAAACCGCAGAUUUACCAUUACUGCUUUGUCUACGGAAUUUCCAGAAGUUUCAAGGUCUGUUUUGUACUCUACUUUAAUUCAUUGGCGGCAACUUUUGAAGAGAGUAUUGAAAAGGUUGUCCACAGAUAUGAAAAAUAUCUCAAUCUCCUCGGUGAUUAUGUGAAAAAGUAACCUAACCUAACCUAAACGUAUGUAUACCAAUUUUUUGGUAAGAAAAUUAUUGUUUUAUAUGAACUUGUCUUUUAUUUAUAGCCUAUCGGAGAUUGAAAAAAAAGGCCCUCGUAUAUGUAAAUACUUGAUUUAUAUAUUGAUUCGCGGGUAUGAGGAAAGAAAUUAUUUUUAUUCGAAAUUUUUUUCUAAUAUUUGAUUGUUUUAUUUUGAUAAGGAAGGCAUCUUAAUUUGUGUGGUUCGGUUUACAUAGCCAUACCAAACUGUGAUAUAUUUUUUUAUAAGCUUUAUAUAUUGUAAAUUUUUUUCUUAAAUCAUGACUAUAGCGAUUAUGUUGAUGCUAAUAUUUUAUGAGAUAAUCAUUUGUAAAUGAUCCAUGAUAAAUAGUAAAUUAAUCCUGAUUGAAUUCACUAAAAUUUUGAUCAACAUCGAAGGUAUUGAGAUAUAGAUAACCGAAAAGUUGAAACGUGAUGGUGAAAAUUCUUGCACUGGUUUUUUUAUUAAGUACUGCCUUUUUUUGGUGGAGAUGGUGCGGUUAGGGAGUGUGCAUCUCAUUAUAUGGCCUCCAAAAUACAUAGACUAUGGAGAGCUUGCUUUUUUAUUCAAAAAUACAUAAUACCGCUCCUUGCUCAAGAUUGGAAACCCAUUACAUACCAAUGCAUGGGAUCACUGUCCGCCAUGCUUUGAAGUGGGAUCACUGUUCACCAUGCUUUGAAUGUUGAGGUUGAUUGAAGACUGCAUUUACUAAUUUGUGUUUAUUUACGUAAUUAUUCACAAUUAAUAACAUGAUUCUAAGUACGAUGAUUAGAAUACUCAAAUGGCUCAAGAUAUUUUGGACAGGGAAAGUGUGCGUUCGCUAAGGUCAAGUGGAGGAAAUGUGUUCUGCUUUAGAUGUGAAAAGAUAAGAAUUCGACACUGAAUAAUGGAAUUUAUAAGAAGAAGAAUGCGGUUGUGAGAUACCUGAAGAUGCUUAACUUAGCAGAUGAUGUGGCGUGCAGAUUCCUUUGCAGAGAGGACGAAACUUCUAUCCACAUUUUCUCGGAAGUGUGAAACAAUAAGAAACUCCAGAGCACUACACCUGGGAGCAGUUGAAAUAGAAGAUCUCUAGCAAUUACAGCCAUACCACAUUCUAGACUUUUUAAAAGGAGUGGGAUUAUUGGAUCAGUAUCGCAGCACGAAAGGAGAAAUAAUAGAUCUCCUGGGUCAGUGUAUAUGAUACCCCAAAAUCCAUACAUACAAUAUUUGACUUUCACAAUAAAAGUAGUCAGAAUGUUAUAUGUGUGUAGAUAGUUUUCAACAUUAGCUUUGUGUUUUUUUGGUGAGAAAGAUGUCUCCCAUAUUCCAGCUUUUUGACAUAUCUAUUUCUCUCACAUAUUUCACAAACACCUGUAAACUUUUUUUAUAGACAGUAAUAAUUAAUAUGGGUUUCCUUCCUGGCCAUGUUACAAAUGAAAAUAGGACAUAGUUUUGUAAAUAAUAUUAAAUCUGAUUAUCUCGCUAAUUUCUUCCUUAAUAUUUAUUUACAAAUAUAAUUUUGGUCAUCGAAACUAGAUAUAGUUACGAAUAAAAUAUUUUUCUUCUAUUUUGACCGAUAUUCUGACUGUUUCAUUUUUGCUCAUGAUAAAUUAAUUUAUUAUGGGAGUCUUAUCUCUAAAUUUUUAAAAUAGUCUUGAUUUUUAGGUCUCUUCUAUUAUGAAAUUAGUUAAGUUAGGAUACAUAAAAUAAAACUAAUUUUAUAACAAAAGAGACCUAAAAUCAAGAACAUUUAAAAACAUAAACAUAUAAAAGGUCUAAGAAAUAUAAAAAAUUUUCAAAAUUUAAUAUCUAAACCUGAAAAAAUUUUGUAGACAGAUAAAUAGAUAUACAACUAAAACUGAUAUCUUAGAUAUAUCUAUCGAUUAUAGAUCUAGAAUAUAACUAGUGAUAUAUAGAAUAGUUAAUAGAAUCAUAUAAUUAGUUUCAAUAUAUUUUUAACAAUAAGGUAUUGAUUGACCAAAAAAAUAAAUUAAAGUGGAGGACUCAAUCUCAUGUAAUUUAAUGAAAUUCUCCAAUGUAGCCAUUAAUUUUCUAAAACACGAUGCCUUAUAGAUAUUUACUUUACCUUAAAAAUAUAUAUCAUUAACAAUUAACCGAUUUGUUUUAUAUUGUAAAAUUAUUAUUUGUCAUACAUUUUCUGGUUAAUGGGAAGUAAAAUAAUACUUUCUACUGUCAAACUUUUCCAUUUAUUAUAGCUAAGACCAUGUUUUCAUUUUUAUCAGCUAUUUUAGUGAAUUUACCAGCAAUGCAGGGAGGGUUAUUGUUCAAACAACUGAUCGAAAUUAAUAGUGGUGGAGCCCUAAAGGUAAAUUGGGAUUUACUCGAGCCCCAUUGGAUUUUAAAGUUUAGAUUAUACGGAGAAAAAGCGUUUCAAAUUUUAUAUAUAUAUAUAUAUAUAUAUAUAUAUAUAUAUAUAUAUAUAUAUAUAUAUAUAUAUAUAUAUAGGGCUUGGUAAGAAACCUUUUAAAAAACUGACUGACUAUUCAAAGCGACACAGACUUUUAGACUUUUAUUCAUCAGACAAUUCAAAUGAUGUUAUGAUUGUAUAAAAUCUCAACAUUUCCUAUAUCUGAUGGUUCAAUUUUUUAAUUAUUUCUAAAAGCUGAAUUUAAUAAAUAAAAUUAUGAAAAAUUUGGUAAAAAAAUUAAAUUAAAUGAAAAUACCUACUUUGUUAUAGCUACACACAAUUCAACCAUUUUUGCAACUGUGAAUUGUGAAAAUUGGCUAAUUAAAUUUUUUCUGUAUCAUAUCAUCAAUGUAUUUUUUUGCUAUUUUGUGAACCACCCACUCCCUUCUAUUAUAAUGAAUCAUCAUUUAGUGAAAUGGAAACUUUUCAAUAAAAUAUAUCUUUUAAAGUGUUUCUGUCAAUUUUUUAAAUUAUUAUUCUGAUGCAAGAUUCUCUACAGGAUACCUAUACAUGGUGGAAGUACUCGAAAAGUAUCCUUACAUUAAUAGCCAUCCUCGAGUAAACCCCAGAAUCCCCCUGGACUUUCCUACUUAAAAUUGUUUCGAGAUAAGACUUUCAUGGAAAUUUCGAUGCACACUGCUCAUACUUAACUUAUAUACCCAAAUAACAAUUUUAUUAUCAGUCUAAUAUCAAGAAUCUCAGUCUGAAAUUAAUUUUUUAUAUUUCUAUACAUUGUUACUUGGGUAUUACAUAAAAUAUUUGCGAAUAUUAUGUUUUGUUGUUUUUUAUAUUGUUAUCUUUUGUUAUAUUACAAUUUUAGUUAAUAUAUUUAUUUUACAG